AUGUUUCUGGGGUUGUGGCCAUCGUGGCGAUGUCUUGCAUAUCUGGUGGUCAUGCCCGAGACUGGUCCGUUUUUGGUCUCGUGUAUUUGGCCUCCUUUUCACGUUGUUUCAUCUAUCCAUACGCCGGGAUGCUCGGUAUGCCUUGCUUCAUUGCCCCACACCGGAAGCUGGCGUCCUAUUUGUUUCUGUCGGCCACCAGAACAAUUGCUCAGGCCUGGAAGAGUCCGUUUGUCCCUUUUCAGGGGGUGCGGGAUCGUAUGACCAAUAUGAUGCUUAAUGAGCAGAUGUCGAGCAUAUGCAACGACUCCCAAUGUAAAUUCUCGAAAAUAUGGGAACCAUGGUUGCAAUAUGCCUUUCCCACGCUUCCUUUGGCUAGUAUGGGGAUGUACUGGCGUUAG
Molecule: messenger RNA, 398 nt
Organism: Staurois parvus
Lineage: Eukaryota; Metazoa; Chordata; Amphibia; Anura; Ranidae
Source: the annotation of a GenBank genome assembly